AUGGGUUUAGAGACAAAGAUCAAUAAAUCAGCCAAGUCUCUGACGGGCUUCAAUGGCGCAACAACGGUUACCGUGGGCACAAUAGAUCUCGACGUCUAUUCCCCACCAGUAAUCAGCUCACAAACGUUCAUGGUCUUUGAUGAAGCCUCACCUUACAAUGGCAUUCUGGGCAGACCAUGGAUCAGCAAGAUCAACGCUGUCACCUCCGCCACACAUCAGAAGAUUCACUACCCAAUCCUUGGGGGCGGUAUCGGUGAAAUCAACAGCGAUCAGGCAAUGGCGAGGAAAUGCUUAGCUCAAAGGCUGAAGAAAGGCAAGCAAACACAGUUCCUCCCUGUGAAUCGGGCAAAUCUAAAGGGACAAUCAAAGAAUCAGGACCAAGUUGAGGGAAUCCGUCCGGAGGUCUCUCCUGAAGAAGGAUGGAAGACCUUGGAGGACGUUGAGCUAGUACCCUUUGAUCUUGACAAGCCAGAGAGAACAGCGCGGAUCAGCUCGCACCUAAGCCAGAAGGAAAAGGCAGAGCUUGUAGCCUUCCUCCAGAACAACAAAGACGUAUUUGCAUGGUCACCAUCCGACAUGCCUGGCAUAGACGUCAACCCAGCUAUCAAGCCUGUAGCGCAGAAGAGACGCAACUUCGCCCCCCAGCUGGUUGCCAUCAUUGAAGCCGAGAUCGACAAGCUUCUAGCUGCCGGUUUUAUUGAAGAAGUCUCCUAUGUAGAAUGA
Prunus armeniaca (apricot) is the source of this 723-nucleotide messenger RNA. The record is from the annotation of a GenBank genome assembly. NCBI's taxonomy places the organism in Eukaryota, Viridiplantae, Streptophyta, Magnoliopsida, Rosales, Rosaceae.